CGCCUCUAUCUUUCAGGGCGGCCAAUCAGGAUGGCACCGGGAGAGAUUGACGUCAAGGCCGGGGAUCACGUGACCCGCGUGUGUUGAGUUGAAGCCGGGGAUCCAAGAUGGAGGAGUACGCGCGGGAGCCUUGCCCAUGGAGAAUAGUGGAUGACUGUGGUGGUGCUUUCACAAUGGGAGCUAUUGGUGGUGGCAUCUUUCAAGCCAUUAAAGGAUUCAGAAACGCUCCGGUGGGUGUAAAUUACCGAUUGAGGGGUAGUUUGACAGCUAUCAAAACCAGAGCACCACAGUUGGGAGGUAGCUUUGCUGUCUGGGGUGGUCUCUUCUCCAUGAUUGACUGUAGUAUGGUGAAAGCAAGAGGAAAAGAAGAUCCUUGGAACUCCAUCACCAGUGGAGCCCUGACUGGCGCCAUAUUAGCUGCCAGAAAUGGGCCCGUUGCCAUGUUUGGGUCAGCAGCUAUGGGAGGAAUUCUUUUGGCUUUAAUUGAAGGAGCAGGUAUCCUAUUAACAAGGUUUGCGUCUGCACAGUUUCCAAAUGGACCUCAGUUUUCAGAAGACGCCUCUCAGUUACAACCCUCUCCAUUUGGUGACUAUAGGCAGUAUCAAUGAUCAUUAGUCAUUGUUUUUCCUUUUCUGCAUCAUUGGACAAGCAAGUUGCAGCAUCACUUGAAGACUUUUCCUUGCAUCCAUGCACCUCGAUGUCUCUGUAUUUUUCACAAUAUUUAAAUUAUGAAUUGUCGCACUUCGUAAUUGUAAUGUGGAUAUGAGAUGCCUGAAAAACUCCUUAGUUAUGCCUUUUCUUAAGAGGACCAAGCAAUGUAUUGUUACAGAAAGACCUGAAACUGUGGCCUUUACAGUAUAAUUGCUGUUAUCAAUUUAAGGAAUGGAAUAACAAUACAGUAUCAGAGCUUCCCGCCCCUGCAUCAUAUAAUAGUGUGCCAUUGAAGCCGGCUGUGUUCUGUUUUAUAAUAGAUGAGUGUAGAGGAGACUCGCAAUGAGUUAUGAGACUGAGUUAUUAAAAUAAUUAUAUUGCUCUAAUUUUAUCACUUGAAGGGUGAUUGUUUUGGCAUAAGCUGCUGUGGAAGUCCCAACCAGUUAUAAAGGCAGCCUUCGGUUUCUUUAUUGAAGGAUUUGAGUUUCUUCAGAGUUGCACUUGGAGAGAAUGCUGCUUAGUUUAAUGUGUGACCAUUUUGACUCCUUAAAAUUAGAUCUUUUAUGUAAAUUCAGAAAUAAUGAAAGGGAAUGUUGACAAUCUGAUGGCGUAAUUCACUCCUAUAAAAAUCUGUUACUCAUAAACUUGACACAUCUGCAGAACAAACAUAUUCUCCCCAAAGGUGAUAUAUGUCUUUAAUCUUCAUCUGUCUGAAGAAACCUUUUCAUCCUUGAAUAUGAAUUAGUAUUAUAUUUGUACUUGUUCAAAUAGGGGUGGGCAACUAUGGUGAACCCAGGAGUAGUUGUUGUUUCUUGCCCUUAGGACCAUACAGAUUAUGUUAAUUGGGGGCAGCAGAGUGGCUUAAUAUACAAGCUGGUUCUUCAAAACCAGAAAUGGACUGCCAAACUAUUUUAGAUCAGUUUUCAGGGGACCUUGCAUUGUUUGUGCAGGAAAAAAAAGAAUCUACAUCAGUUGAGAGCUGUUCAAAUGGCCUUGGGUAGGUACCACUUUGCCUAACUCUGCUGUAAAUGAAAAAUAUUAUGUUGUCGAAGGCUUUCAUGGCCGGGAUCACAGGGUUGUAUGUCUUUCGGGCUGUGUGGCCAUGUUCCAGAAGUAUUCUCUCCUGACCUUUCACCCACAUCUAUGGCAGACAUCCUCAGAGGAUGCCUGCCAUAGAUGUGGGUGAAACAUCAGGAGAGAAUACUUCUGGAACAUGGCCACACAGCCCGAAAGACAUACAACAACCCUGAAAAAUAUUACUUUGAAAAUAUUUAGCGCUAUUAUAAUGGAGAAUUGGUAGAGCAUAGGUACGAUAGCUAAUCCACAUGUUUGGUUAUACCAUGUUUAAAUUUUUGAUCAUUUUAUAUUUGGAUAAAACAUAGGUACUGUUUGUUUACAACCUAUGUGAUUGAAAUUUACUUGCCGUUGCGUUGGCAGUUUAUUAGGUACCUGAACCAAAAAAGAGUGAUGCUCAUAUUUGCACAUUUCCUGGUUCAACAUAAAAUACUUGCAGAAUUUAGUAACGCUGAAAUUAAAAUCCAGUCCUCCAGUGUCACCUGCUGCUAAUUUUUCUAUUUUUAAGAGCAAGAGAAAACUGAACCAAUACCGUGGGCCUCCUGUCUAGUUUUGGGGUGGCGAAUCUGAAUAAAACAACUUGAAACUGUAUAUGGAAGGUGCUAAAGUUGGAUGCUUCUCCGCUUUAGAGCACUGAUGCUGGCUUUCUGUGUGGGAAGAAUAAUGUAUUAAGUGAUGGAAAUUGCUGUACUCUGAUGUUGUAUAUCUGAGUAAGAAUUCAACUUUAGUUUUGCAUGGAAGAUUUAUAUGCCAACAACACAAUGGGAUUUAGUUACCUGGGAAAGAUCUGUUUUAGGAUAAGCUGUUCAUUAUAUGUAGCUUAAUUUUAUAAGUACAUAGGGUGAUCUUUGGCAUUCUUUCCUAUAAGGAUGCAUGUUCCAUCACUAAAUUACUAAUUAAAUUUUUCAACAACUGUUUCAAUUAGAAUGCAUGGUAAGAAUUCGUGUCCUUGUGGAAGUAUGAUGGUACAGUAUAUACAUUGUUUUUUAUAAUAGAAUCAUGGAAAAAAGCAGAGUAGCAUAUAGGGAAGUGGGGGCAAUUUGAAAGGCAAGCUGAUGUCUUAACCUCAGGAAACCUUGGAGGACAACAUUCCCUGCAAAAGGAAUAUAUAUUUCUGCUUCCAAAUACUCUCUUGGAGCUUGGGGGCAUUUUUGUCACACUUCUGGGGUUUUCCUGGGCCAAUUUGGGCCCAGGAAAAUAAUUUAAAAGCCAGAAGACCUUGCCUGGGCCAGAUGUAGCUUGUAGAAUCAAAAGAUUGUGAAAUAAAUUCUCCCUUUUUAAAAUGGGUGGGCACUAUAAUGAACACUUCAAAUUUUGAGUCUUACAUGUUAGUGUUUAAGAAAUAUAUUUAUAGAUCACAAAAAUGUGGUGUUCAAACAUUGAAACCAGCCCAGUUUAUUAAAAGGUUAAUAUUAUUAACCAAUAGUAAAGGCAUUGUAAGAGAUAAAAAGACAUAUAUGUUUUAAAAUAUUUUCUAAAGCAGCCAGAGAGAUUAGAUGAUCUUCAAGAAAAGGCAGUUAUAUUUAUGUUUAAAAUAUAUCAUUUUAUACUGCUAGGAUAAGUGUCAGAAAUCUAUGUAGAUCUAUUUUCAAGCUUUCUUUUUUGAUAUGCUUACUGCAUACAACUUCGCUAAUUAAAAAAACUGGACAAAAGUUAAUUGUUCUUAAUGUAUCUUUUUCAUUAUAAAAAGAUUCAACUAUUGAACAAUCAGAUGUCUUCUACUUGACUUAUCUAAUAGAUGUAUCAUAUUAAUCCAGCUAUAAUGUACUUUGUUCCAUCUGCCAGAUUUCUUUAAAAUUAAUUUUCUAUCGAUACCACCUUUAUACAUAUUUAAUUCUACUAAUGCUUAUCUCUAAUAGUAAUCUAAAACCCUACCUCACCACUUCAUUAAAGUUAAUAAAUUUUGCAUCAUCACGUGCAUAUGUUUACUCCAAAUGACUACUAAUUUCAGUUUCCCUCUUAAAUUGUUUUGAAUCAUAAAAAUCCAGUUCCAAACAGGACACUAACACAGCUACUUAUCUGAAAACAAAUACAAGAUGCUAUUUAUGAUGGUGUCACUUCACAGUGGAUCAAGGGUCUGAGUUACUCUCUUGGCUACUAAAUUGAAAGGAGGAGAAGCAAAGGGAAAUUAAGUCCUGAUACCUAAUCACUGUUCAACCAAAUAAGAUCAGAUGCCUUUUCUUCAGAUAAAUCCUUGUGUUGGUUCAAACUGAAUAUCUCUACUGCAUGGUAAUAAGGCUUUCCCUUGGGAGCACUGAGGUGUAGAUCAAAUAGCAAUCACAUCGCAGCGGCUCUUUAGGCUAUGCACUUUGGAAAGCUAAAGAAGCUCCUCAGAAAUAAUUCAUUUCCAAGUCCCCCUUCCGUCCAGGUAUAUGCAGAUCAUUUCCCUGGGUGGCUGCAUCAGUAGGAAAGUAUUUAAUUUCCCUUCCCAGUGCUGCUAGUGGUGUGAUCCUGGUUCCCUUCUUCAACUGCCCUACAUACUUUUCCAUCCUCAAAGGGGGCUCGUAUUCCUUGUGAAUUAUUAGCCUCUGCUGCUAUGGGAGGGUGUGAUGGUGCACUGCAUCACAUGGAUUUAUUUGGUUCUGUUGAGAAGCACUGAAAGCUGGAGAGCUGAAUGACAACAUCAAACCUGUUUCCAUAAUUUUGGUAAGUAAGAAUCUGCUAGAAGUGGAUUAUGAAGAGUCUCCUUAUAGUUAAGGGUUUUUUUUCAUUUCAUAUAUCAUACUUCGUAGCUUGUUUCAGAGUGCAUUCUUAUACCCCAUUAAAGCCCUAUUACUUUUUAGUAGACACUUGAAACCAUUGUGCCUUGUCACAAGACCUCUGGAAAGCUAAAACGCAAGGCUUAGAAAUUAAAGCAAAUUCAGUAUGGAUGUUGUUGGCACCAUAAGAGAAAGGGUACAGUAAACACUUCUCAAAAGUGAAGAAAAGAAGACACUGCUAAUUCUCUAAACUAAUGUAUAUUCUUUGCAGGUAUUUCUGAUUAGGGUUUAAAAGGAUAUUGUUGAUUUUUUCUUUACUGUAUGGGUAAUGUUUGAUUACUUUAAGUCUGUAUGGUUACUUAUGUUGUCAGCUACUUUGGAGACAUGUUUACAGGAACAAUAUAUGUUUUUCCCAGCUCCAUUCUAUUAUUUGGAAGAUGAUUCUGAAGUAUAUUUGUGCGGCAAAACUGUAAUCCUAGACACAUGUAUCAGUAUGUAAAUGCUGCUAAACCUAUCAGGACUGCUUUCUGAUAAAUGACUUGUGACUGUGUUUUACAAUAAAUAUGAUUUCCUCAGCCA
Anolis carolinensis (green anole) is the source of this 5003-nucleotide messenger RNA. It is a transcript of the gene timm17a, whose product is annotated as translocase of inner mitochondrial membrane 17A. Bases 108 to 608 code for a protein of 166 amino acids. Gene Ontology annotation, cellular component: mitochondrial inner membrane; TIM23 mitochondrial import inner membrane translocase complex. The record is from RefSeq and is a predicted model, not a curated record. Gene Ontology annotation, molecular function: transmembrane protein transporter activity. Lineage: Eukaryota; Metazoa; Chordata; Lepidosauria; Squamata; Anolidae. Gene Ontology annotation, biological process: protein import into mitochondrial matrix. The transcript has 6 exons.